UCAUUUAUUUCAGAUGGAUUCAUGUCAAUGGCAAAAAGAAACACAGAAAAUGAAGAGAAGGAGAAAUGCUUGGUCGGAAAGUGCCAAAUUUAGUGUUUGAAAGUAUUGCAGACCAGGCCCCGUCAUCAAAUGAUACAUCGUUGCUGUCGCCAUGCUCUUCUCCACCGAUAGAUCCAAUAUCUACGUCGGAAGAUUCUGAAACACCUGCAAAAAAAAAAAAUAAAGGCAAUUUGAAUGACACCCUUUUGGAAAAAUUUCAGAAUCUGAUAGAUGUAGAGAACCGUCACAUCGAGCUGCAGGAACGCACAGACGCAAGGUUCCUGAUUUUAAUGGAAGAAAGCAAUGUUGCUUUAUCCCGUAUCGCGUCAUCAAUGGAAAGAGGUUUUCCAUAUACUCGGCUCACUGGUUACGAUGACUCCAGCGAUGAAUAG
This is a messenger RNA of Teleopsis dalmanni, 431 nucleotides long. RefSeq lists its product as uncharacterized. Lineage: Eukaryota; Metazoa; Arthropoda; Insecta; Diptera; Diopsidae. The transcript is spliced from 3 exons. The coding region runs from base 66 to 431 and encodes 121 amino acids. The record is from RefSeq and is a predicted model, not a curated record.